GGGAACAUGAUGGCUGCGCUACAGGCGGCUCUGAAGAACCCUCCUAUCAACACAAAGAACCAGGCAGUGAAGGAUCGCGCAGAAAGCAUCGUCCUGAAGGUCCUCAUCUCUUUCAAAGCCAACGACAUCGAGAAGGCCGUGCAGUCACUCGACAAGAACGGGGUCGACCUGCUCAUGAAGUACAUCUACAAAGGCUUCGAGAGCCCCUCUGACAACAGCAGUGCUGUGCUGCUGCAGUGGCACGAGAAGGCCCUGGCCGCCGGAGGAGUCGGGUCCAUUGUCCGCGUUCUGACUGCCAGGAAGACGGUUUGA
Merops nubicus (carmine bee-eater) is the source of this 312-nucleotide messenger RNA. It is a transcript of the gene ARPC5, whose product is annotated as actin related protein 2/3 complex, subunit 5, 16kDa. Gene Ontology annotation, biological process: regulation of actin filament polymerization; cell migration; Arp2/3 complex-mediated actin nucleation. Gene Ontology annotation, cellular component: Arp2/3 protein complex; cytoplasm; actin cytoskeleton. The transcript is spliced from 3 exons. The annotation marks the transcript as partial. The record is from RefSeq and is a predicted model, not a curated record. NCBI's taxonomy places the organism in Eukaryota, Metazoa, Chordata, Aves, Coraciiformes, Meropidae. Gene Ontology annotation, molecular function: actin filament binding.